Molecule: messenger RNA, 2856 nt
Organism: Clunio marinus
Lineage: Eukaryota; Metazoa; Arthropoda; Insecta; Diptera; Chironomidae
Source: the annotation of a GenBank genome assembly
UUUUUUGCAUUUUCAUAAAUUUAUAUUUAUUUAUCUAUUUCCAUCUUACAAGUUAUUGAGAACAAAAAGUUGCCGGUUAACUAUUUUUAAGGUUUAUCCAAUAGAUAUAUGGUCUUUUCAUUUUGUUUUUACCGAUGAUAUUUCUGUUGUUUUUCAUAAUUUCCUCACAUUUUCCCACUAAAACGAACAUUUUACAGUUCGUUUGAAGAAUGAGACACGUUGAGUUUCUCUUCUUCUCUAUUGCUGCUGCCCCUUACAAUAGUGCCGUGUGCAUUUGACUACAUAGACUACCCAUCACACGGCCACCACCCGUUUCAUUCAACGUCGAAUAGCAGAAGAAAAUUUAAGUCUUCCAGAGAAGUUUAUCACGUUAUUUAAUCAAUUUUUUUUGUGUUCUGGAAAAUAAAUUUAAUAAAAAUUUAAAGAAUUUCAUUUAAACAAAAGAUUUAAAAGUGUCGAAGAAAAUGCCUUUCAAACCAGUUGAUAACCCUAAAUGCCCAAAAUGCGGAAAAUCUGUAUACGCUGCUGAAGAACGUGUUGCUGGCGGACACAAAUUCCACAAGGGAUGUUUCAAAUGCGGAAUGUGCGGUAAAUUCUUGGAUUCAACCAACUGUGCUGAACAUGAAGCUGAGUUGUAUUGCAAAAACUGUCACGGAAGAAAGUAUGGUCCAAAAGGAUACGGAUUCGGUGGUGGUGCUGGAUGCAUGUCCAUGGAUACUGGUGAACAAUUUAAGGGAGAUGCUGAAGAAAUUGCUGAAGUGAAGAGACGUGAACCACGACCAUUCGCUAAAGCACCAGAAGGUGAAGGAUGUCCCCGAUGCGGAGGAUAUGUCUACGCUGCGGAACAAAUGUUGGCACGUGGUCGUCCAUGGCAUAAAGGAUGUUUCAAAUGCAAUGAAUGCAACAAAGGUCUUGAUUCACGAAACUGCUGCGAAGGAUCUGAUAAGGAAAUUUAUUGUUCGGUUUGUUACGGAAAGAAAUUUGGCCCGAAAGGCUAUGGUUAUGGUCAAGGUGGUGGAGCACUUCAUAGCGACGAUUAUGUCAAUGGUGAAACCCAUGCACCGAAAACAACAGUAGUAGAUACUGCUUCUAUUAAAGCAACAUCUGGUCAAGGUUGUCCACGUUGUGGUGGUGCAGUUUUUGCAGCUGAACAGAUGCUUUCCAAAGGACGCGAAUGGCAUCGUAAAUGUUACAAAUGCAAAGAUUGUAAUAAGACUUUAGAUUCUAUCAAUGCAUGUGAUGGUCCUGAUAAAGAUAUUUAUUGUAAAACCUGUUAUGGUAAAAAAUGGGGACCGCAUGGAUAUGGUUUUGCAAGUGGUUCUGGUUUCUUACAAACUGACGGAAUGAGUGAAGAUGAUUUGAAUGCAAAUCGUCCAUUCAUUAUUAACAGUACAACAACAAUUAAAGCACCAGAAGGCCAAGGCUGUCCUAGAUGUGGUGGUGCUGUUUUUGCAGCUGAACAACAGUUAGCCAAAGGAACAAUGUGGCAUAAAAAAUGUUUCAAUUGCAGCGAAUGUCAUCGUCCAUUAGAUUCAAUGUUGGCUUGUGAUGGACCAGAUAAGGAAAUUCAUUGCCGUUCAUGUUACGGUCGGUUGUUUGGACCAAAAGGUUUUGGAUACGGACAUACGCCUACACUCUCAACAAGUGGCGAAUCUACAGUAAACUGUCGUAGUGCUAUUGGCGGAGUUCGCCCAACUGAUGGCUCCGGAUGUCCAAGAUGCGGAUUUAUUGUUUAUGAAGCAGAAAAGAUGAUCAGUAAGAGCAGCUCAUGGCACAAACGUUGCUUCAAUUGUUCAGAAUGUCAUCGAUCUUUAGACUCAACGAAUUUGUGCGAUGGACCAGAUGGCGAAAUUUAUUGUCGUGGAUGUUAUGGACGACAAUUUGGACCACGAGGUGUUGGUUUUGGAUUAGGUGCUGGUGUCCUAUCAACAGUUUAGAAUAUCAAAUCACCUUAGAAUUACUUUUUUCUAUCAAUUUUGUAAUAUCAACCAAUUCGAUGACUACUCUUAAACUCUUAAACAAUUCUCGAAAUUAUCUUAUAAAUUAUAACCCAAUGUUGUUUAUUCUAUCAUUUGUAAACAGAGAAAUUCAAUCUCAAAUCAGUUUCUUUAUUUUAUUUUGUUAUUACCAUUUAAAUGUCUUCUGCUUAUCACGAUAAAUACUACACUUAAAUAAGUUAACAAGUAGUAAAUUUAAACGAGAAACAUGAAUUUAAAGCACUAACAAUUUUUAUUUUUUAUUAUAAUUUACAUAAGGAAGCAAUUGCAACUAUUGGACCUCCAGGUUUGUUCAAUAGUUGAGUUCUGUGGUCGAAAUCUUUGUGCUUUAGAACUUGUAUGACGACGAUCGAAAAAAAAAAACGUUUUAUACUUCAGGAUCGACUUUUUUUAGCUUUCAUUGGACUUUGUAUAAACUUAAUUAAAAAAGCAAUGUAAUCAAAUAAAAAAUAAUAAAAAUAAAAGAAAAUCUUCAUUUCUAAUUAUAUUUUUACUUUCGGAAAAAAUUAUAACAGAAUGUUUUAUAAUUUAAGGCAAUAUUUAAAUUAAUGAGAAAUAUUUAUACAUAAAUUAUGAUCGAAUAUUAAAAACUUAAAUUAAAGAGAGAAUGAGUGAAUCUGAUCAUUGAACUUACAGCUCAACAUAAAUAUUACAAUUUUUCCCCACUAAUGUUGUGUAAAAUAUUGUAGUAAUCAUGUUCGGGAAACCUUUCUAAUUCAAUGUAAUCUGUGGCAGAUGCCAACAUAUUAUCUAAAUUUUGUUUUAUUUCGCUAAAAUCUGGUCUUGCCUCUGGAUCGGAAUCCCAACAAUAGUACAUGUAAUUAUAUAUUUCUCUACUGGUAUGUUCUGGUUUCUCAAG